Messenger RNA from Lytechinus variegatus (green sea urchin), 1517 nucleotides. RefSeq names its product monocarboxylate transporter 7-like. Lineage: Eukaryota; Metazoa; Echinodermata; Echinoidea; Temnopleuroida; Toxopneustidae. Gene Ontology annotation, molecular function: monocarboxylic acid transmembrane transporter activity. Gene Ontology annotation, biological process: transmembrane transport. Bases 1 to 1422 code for a protein of 473 amino acids. The transcript is spliced from 5 exons. The record is from RefSeq and is a predicted model, not a curated record.
AUGGUCUACUUUUCUCAAAUCUCCCGCGUUGACUCCUGGGGAUACGUGAUUGUUUUGAGCAAGUUCGUUAUCCUUUUUAUUGACACCGGAAUAGAGAAGUCGUUUGGCGUCCUUAUUCCCACCUUAGUUGAGCGCCUGGAUUCCGACUAUGCAACGAUUGGGUUGAUAUGCAGUAUGCAUUCAACGAUGAUGUAUCUUGCAUGUCCUUUUGUAACGCUCGCUCUUCGGAGAGUCAGUCAUCGCUCUGUUGCUAUGCCGGGUGGCUUGUUGUCAGCGUUGUGUUUUAUUGCAUGCGCUUUCCUGAAAUCCACAGUUACUGUAGGCAUCUGCCUCGCCCUCUCAGGUGUUGGAAUGGCAAUGACGUACUUGCCUACAAUCCUUGCACUGAAUGAUUUCUUCAAAGACAAAUUUGUUUUAUGGAGUACAGUUGCGUCAUAUGGCUACACAUCAGGAUCAUUGCUGCUCCCUAUCUUAACUGAAAGGUCACUUCCGGCGUACGGAUACCAGGGUGAAUUCAUCAUCUUUGGCGGUGUAGCUCUUCACCUUCUCGUUUGUGGAGCAACGCUUCGGAAGGCGACCGAUAGGUCUGUAAGUGGCACAAGUGAACGUGGAGGUCGCGAUCAAGAGAAGAGCCACAUAGAGGUUACGUCUCAUCAGCGGGAUGAGAAGGUUGAGGCAAGGGACGUCUCGCUAUUAGAGUGGGUGGACAAGGAACAAGAAGAUGAGAAUUGUGAGGAGACGUUACCAGAGAAAAGGUGUUUGAUUCAGCAGGAGACCAACGUUCAAAGAAACCAGAAAACCUUACCGAAUGACUCUCCAGGAGAUUGUGGAAUCUUUAAUGAAUGGAUCUUUCUUUUAUCACUCGCGACUCUAUUCUUGUUUCCUUACGCAACAUACGCAUGGAUGUUGUUUUUGGUACCCCAUGCUGAACAUCUAGGUAUUUCUCCUUCCAAUGCCGUUUACCUCUCUACUUUAGGUGGAAUAGGUGGCAUACUCGGUCGGACUACCUUGAUCACCCUCAUCAGCAAAGGAGUCAGUGACCUGUCCGUGUACAUCGUGGUAGGUUCAAUCUGCUCUGGGUCGUUCUUCCUGGAUUUCAUCAUUUCUGCUUAUCCUGUCCGCGCUACCCUGGCAUUUAUCCAAGGGUUUUCCUUCUUUAUCGAGGAUUCUGUGUUAACCAGUCUAUGUAAAGCAGCAAUUUUUCACGAGAAAAAUUUCGACAUGGCCGUGGCGAUUGCUAACUUCACGGGUGGGCUAGGCAUAUCCUGCGCAGGAAUAUUCACAGAUUAUCUGAUUGAUGUUACCGAGUCAUUCACGAAGGUCUUUAUCAUCAUCGGUGCCAUUCACGCCAUUGCGGUCAUCGAUCUCAUAAUCGUAUGCUUUCUUAUCAAAAGACGACAAAAGGACAUUCAAACAAAAUAGUGUUUGUGUCAAAAGUGUGCUUUAAAGGCCACCGCACACCUUACGACCCGACUGGUAGGCGACUGGCUUGCGACUGAGUGAGGGGAGAUGAAUCG